UUCUUAUUCUCCGCUUCUAUGCCCAGAUCACGAUAGAACAUUCAGAAACAAACUUGGUAUCUCCAAACUCCGUAUCUAGAGUGCCGUGUUACUGGAACACCUGCGGAAAGCGAACAAACCGGGCUCAUCGGGCAGAAGGAAGCGGUCAAGAUGAGAGUGACGAAACCAGCAUGGGUUACCCAUUCAGAUAGCAAGAAGCAAAGAAACUCCCUCUUUGGCCUGCAUGUCCACCCGGAUUGUUCAAGACUAGCUACCGGAGGCAUAGAUGCCAAGAUUAGAAUCUGGUCAACACUCCCAAUCCUAUCCAAACAAGCCGAAGACAAUGUAGCGAAUCCCAAGCUGCUAUGCACCUUGAGCAAUCAUAACGGCCCUGUUCUCUGUGUACGUUGGGCACACCACGGGAGAUUUCUAGCCAGUGGCUCGGAUGAUGGAAUCGUCCUCAUCUGGAACCUCGACCUUUACGGCGCGGGUAAAGUUUUCGGUUCCGAUGAGGUCAACGUAGAAGCAUGGAAACCUCUGAAACGGCUCGUAGGGCAUCAAUCCGAUGUGGUAGAUAUCGCUUGGAACAGGGACGACUCCAUGAUCGCUUCGGUCGGUCUGGACAGCACGAUUUUCAUCUGGGAUGGGUAUACUUUCGAACUUAUCAGAAAGAUCGAAGGGCAUCAAGGGUUCGUCAAAGGGGUCUGUUGGGAUCCCGUCGGGCAGUAUCUGGCUACACAAAGCGACGACAAGACGGUCAAGAUCUGGAGUACGCAGGAUUGGUCAUGCGUGGAGACUGUAUCCAAACCCUUCAAGAACUCGCCAGGAAGCACCUUCUUCCGACGAUUGAGCUGGUCGCCAGACGGAGAGUUCAUUGCUGCAUCGAACGCUAUGAACGGACCUAUCUUUGUCGGAGCAGUCAUUGAGCGGCGAGGGUGGGGAAGCGAGAUCUCGUUUGUUGGGCACGAAAACACGAUCCAGGUGGCGGCGUUCAAUCCGCUCGUUUGUUUUCCCAAGGGGAAGAAGAGGGAGGCUUCGUCGGCAUCCUCGAUGGUAGCAUUGGGAGCAGAUGACAAUUCGAUAUCGAUCUGGAGAAAUACAAACAACGUGCCCACGUUUGUGGCAAAGGAUGUCUUCGACAGGCAGAUCCUGGACCUCUGUUGGUCUGCUGACGGAUUGGUAGUGUACGGAUGUUCUUCCGAUGGGACGAUCAUCGCGAUCCAGUUCGAUGCAUCUGAGCUUCCCGAUCUCGGUACAGCGGAGGAUACGACGAAGCUUCUCGAAGCGAACGAAUGGAAGCCUACAAAGGUCAACAGGAGCGGAGCAAUGCACCAGCAACAAGUAUCUGCCAGGCAGACCUCUUCGCAAGCGUCGAGUCUAUUAUCGCUCGCUACUCCGUCGAAGGGCGGUAUCAACUAUUUGCAGCCUCGUAAAGGUGCGCAGAAGAUGACACGUUUGCCGGACGGAAAGAGGAGGAUUCAACCCGGCUCGGCUCUGGGUAGUGCGAAUCCGAUCGUAUCGCGCCCACUCCCUCAACAACCGAUCGCUAGCACCAGUAACCCAGGAGGUGCCAUCGACGUAUUUGCAGCAGCAGCCGAUCAGCCGCUCGAGAGUCAAUCGAACGUGAUCCAAUCGAGGGACGACCUGAUCCAGAACGCUCCUUCCGCAUUUGAAGACGAAAACAUGCAACGAGGGGAGAAGAGGAAAUAUUCGAUCGGAGAGUAUGACCCUCCGAGUCGACAAGUCAAGACGAGGACGUUGGGCGGAGGCGAGCGUCCCAAAGAGACGUGGCCUGUCCGUGAACUGAGACCAGCGAUGCAGGGGAUCAAGAACAUGAGCUCAAUCUCGGCCAGCCGUCUCAAGUUACCGCUUCCCAUGAUACAGAACAGGAUCAGAGUCAGGUCGGAGGACGAUGAACACUUGGUCGCCGAGGCGGAAAACUCUGAUAAUGAACAACCGCAUCGAGUCACUUUCUUGCAGAAGGGGGCGGUGCAAUGGCUGGACUUUCCCGCCAAAGCCGUCGUCGCUCUUGCUGUCAGUGCGUAUGGUCUCGUCUGUGCAACAGAGGGCGGAACCGUUGUCGUUUACAGUCCAGCAGGCGUCAGACUCAUCUCGGAGCACAAGGUCGAUUGUCCAGUCUCCUACGUGUCUGCUUCUGGUAAAUAUGGAAUGGUCGUCACCUCGAGCGGCAAGAUCUAUGGCUGGAACAUGCUUUCCCGAAAAGCUGCUUUCGCACCAACCGACAUGGUACACCUUCUCGACAAGGAGACUGAAAUUCAUUCGGCGACCAUCCGACCCAACGGGACCCCGUUGAUUCAACUUACAAACGGGGAAGCCUACGCGUACAACAUCGAGUCGCAGGUAUUCGAGAACGUAUGCUCGCUGUGGUAUGCGGAACGGUCGUCUUACUGGACGCGGACGAGGGCUUCAAGUUCAAACCCCAAGAAUAUCGUCGCCUACCUGGAGACCAGCCUCAACACCCUCCGUCCCGACGUUGUCGCCGCAGCGGAAGCGGCUGGUGCGAAGGUCAAACCUAGGUGGUUUGACGAUGCGAUCCCAUUAGGACACCUCGAGACGAGACUACAGGCCUGUGCGCUGCUCAACUCGCCGAACGAGUACAAGACGUUCUUGACAUCGUAUGCCAAGAAGAUUGCCGACGAGGGGUACAGGAACAAGGCGGAACAGCUGGCCAAAGACCUUUACGGGCCAAUAUCGUUUGGCACGGCAAAUCACAGCGAGUACAAGGCGACGGUGUGCGGACUGAACAAAAAGGAUCUCUUGAAGGACGUACUCAAUAUAUUCGGCAAGACGCAUAGUCUGAGUGAAGUAUCGACCGUCUGGCAGGAACGGCUCCGAUUAGCCGCUAGUGAAGCCUGAAACGGGGUAGAUGGGGGCUGACGAGCCUAGCGCGCGCCCAAGUGAUCUUUCGAGAUGACAAUACGAGAGUUUAGAACAAGUGGGAUCUCGAAAUGUAGCAAGUUGUAGCUAUACGAAGCGUUCGAUGUCGAUUCCUAGAUCCAAGUCAUACAGAUCGA
Filobasidium floriforme is the source of this 3014-nucleotide messenger RNA. Its product is annotated as WD40-repeat-containing domain protein. Gene Ontology annotation, biological process: regulation of DNA-templated transcription; DNA-templated transcription; chromatin remodeling. Gene Ontology annotation, cellular component: HIR complex; nucleus. The transcript is spliced from 16 exons. The record is from RefSeq and is a predicted model, not a curated record. The coding region runs from base 151 to 2856 and encodes 901 amino acids. Gene Ontology annotation, molecular function: nucleosome binding; protein binding. NCBI's taxonomy places the organism in Eukaryota, Fungi, Basidiomycota, Tremellomycetes, Filobasidiales, Filobasidiaceae.